Molecule: messenger RNA, 4289 nt
Organism: Nematostella vectensis (starlet sea anemone)
Lineage: Eukaryota; Metazoa; Cnidaria; Anthozoa; Actiniaria; Edwardsiidae
Product: glutamine-dependent NAD(+) synthetase
Exons: 10
Coding region: 180-2783 (867 amino acids)
Biological process (GO): NAD+ biosynthetic process
Cellular component (GO): cytoplasm
Molecular function (GO): ATP binding; glutaminase activity; NAD+ synthase (glutamine-hydrolyzing) activity
Source: RefSeq, a predicted model, not a curated record
CGCGUGCACUUGGGCCCCAUUCCUUACCCGCUAGAUCUUGAGUAUAUACGCUUCACAUACUUUUCCCUAAUUUAUUUCUGUCAUUUGUGGCUAGAAUUCUGAUCCUGCUAGGUUAUUCACACGUCAACUGUAAAACAGUACAGCGAGCUACUUCAGAAUUCAGGUGAAAUUUGGAAAUUAUGGGUCGCAAAGUGACCCUGGCAGUGUGUACAAUAAAUCAGUGGGCCCUAGACUUCGAUGGAAACCUUAAAAGAAUUCUUCAAAGUAUUCAACUCGCCAAAGCAAAAGGCGCAUCUUAUAGACUUGGACCAGAGCUUGAAAUAUGUGGCUACGGUUGCAAUGACCAUUUUUUCGAAGGGGAUACGAUUCUUCAUUCCUUCCAAGUUUUGGCGUUUCUUCUCAACUCACCGGUAACCAGGGAUAUUAUCUGUGAUGUUGGGAUGCCUAUUCUGCAUAAAAAUGUGAGGUACAACUGCAGAGUUAUAUUUCUUAAUGGAAAGAUAUUGCUCAUUCGGCCCAAGAUACAGCUUUGCAAUACUGGGAAUUACAGGGAGAUGCGGUGGUUUACUCCAUGGAGAAAGAUGAAGCAAACAGAGGAAUUCUUCCUUCCAAGAAUGAUUUCUGAUAUUACUGGACAAUCAACUGUCCCAUUUGGAGAUGGUGUUGUGUCUACAUCAGAUACUUGUAUAGGCAGUGAGGUCUGCGAAGAGCUGUUCAGUUUGGACAGCACCCACAUUCCAAUGGCUCUGGAUGGUGUUGAGAUAUUUACUAAUGGUAGUGGCAGUCAUCACGAGCUGAGGAAACUUGAUAAGAGAGUUAACCUUGUUAUCAGUGCCACGGAAAAGGCAGGUGGAGUCUACAUGUACUCCAACCUCAGAGGCUGUGAUGGUGAGAGAGUAUACUAUGAUGGCUGCUCAUUCAUUGCCGUCAAUGGCAAAGUGGUUGCACAAGGUGCUCAGUUUGCUCUGCAAGAUGUUGAAGUUGUCACUGCCACAGUAGAUCUCGAGGACGUCCACUCUUACAGAGGAGCAAACAUGACAUUUGGAGCUGCUGCAAUCCACCAACCAACAAGUUAUCCUCGCGUGAAGGUAGACUACGCCCUUACCCAUGAUGAUGACCUGGUGGUCCCACUCUCAGAUGCAAUAAGGGUACACUACCAUACCCCCGAGGAGGAGAUAAGCUUGGGCCCCGCCUGCUGGUUGUGGGACUACCUCCGCCGCAGCGGACAAGCCGGCUUUUUCUUACCUCUCAGCGGUGGUAUUGAUAGCUCAUCUACCGCAUGCAUAGUUGCUUCUAUGUGUCACCUUGUGUGCCAGUCUGUGCGAGGCGGGGACACACAGGUGCUGGAGGAUGUACGGAGGGUCGUCCGUGACAGCGAGUACAUUCCAACUGACCCACGCGAGCUUGCUAACCGGAUAUUUGUCACAUGUUACAUGGGAACUGAGAAUUCAUCAGAGGAGACGCGCAAAAGAGCAGCUAACCUUGCCGACGAGAUGGGAAGUUAUCAUUUAGGUAUUACAAUAGAUGCCGCUGUUUCAGCAGUCUUGACCAUAUUCACCGCUAUGACAUCCAAAGUGCCAAAGUUCAAAGUCCAUGGCGGUUCACAUACUGAAAAUCUGGCACUUCAAAACGUCCAGGCCCGACUGCGCAUGAUCUUUGCGUAUUUGUUCGCCCAGUUGAUACUGUGGGCUCGUGGGAUGCCUGGGGGAUUACUCGUACUGGGCUCAUCUAACGUCGACGAAGGUCUGCGUGGCUACCUGACCAAGUACGACUGCUCCAGCGCGGACAUCAACCCGAUUGGCGGCAUCAGUAAGACAGACUUGCGGGCCUUCAUAUUUCACUGCGUGGAGAAAUACAACUUCAGCUCGCUCAUAACAAUCCUCGGUGCGCCGCCCACUGCAGAACUAGAACCCUUGGCGGACGGACAAAUACAGCAGAAAGAUGAGGAUGACAUGGGAAUGACGUACGACGAGCUUUCACUGUAUGGCCGGUUACGGAAGAUAUCUUGGUGCGGACCGUACAGCAUGUUCACCAAACUCCUGGACGUGUGGCGUGACGAGCUGAGAGCGGACCAGGUGGCAAACAAGGUCAAGUUCUUCUUCCAAACGUAUUCAAUUAACAGGCACAAGAUGACAACUUUGACGCCUUCUUACCACGCGGAAAGCUACUCGCCAGAUGACAACCGGUUUGACUUGAGACCCUUUCUCUACAACGUCCGCUGGUCGUGGCAGUUCCGCACGAUCGACGACCAGCUACAGAAACUCAAACAGAUCUCAGAGACCACGCAGCUACGUCACCAGCAGUUCCUUGAAAAGAACCGUGGAUCCCACAUGAAAACGACAGAUAGUGGAAAUGACGUAAGCACUACUCCAAACUCACUCGGUACCACUGUGAAGAGCGAGAGGUUUGGGUCUGAGAGGAGCUGUGAACUGGAGCGGUUAAUAAAGGAUGCGCAAUUGGAGAGGCUGGAUAGGCUGGGUGCUGGGGUCCACUUACUAGGACGAGAGCACGGCCUAUCUGCCCCUUCAAGAGUCGAUGCUGGGGCUGAAAACGACUUGAGCCGGCAACCACCAUGUCCAGCGCUAAUCUGCGUGAAAUCCGAACCGCCAGAGCCUGGUACUGGCUGUGGGCACGCUCAUUUGGACACAUCCUAUCGCUUAAACGGGAUGGCCGAGAAAGGCAUGGGGAGGAGGAAAAGGAGCGGGGCGGAGUUGCUGCAUGCUGAGCAGUCUGCUAGAGAAAUUGGUGUAACUGCUGAGAAACUUCGUGUGCAGGCUCAGUAAUUUGCAAGUAACACAGUGUGUAAUUUUUUAAUUUGAAUUUUCCGGUAUUACAAAGCCCGAAGAAAUCGUGUGACACGAGUAAAUCAAGCUAGCAUUAGGCUAAAACUUCCUUCGAGAGGUAGGGUGCCAAGACUUAAGAGGGGUGGGGGUGUCGAGACUUUGCAGAGUAUAGUAAUCUCGCACGUUUUCUUGCAAAAUGUUUUCGUUUGAUAUGGACAGGACUUUGUAAGCUAAAUUUCAAAACACAAGCAUAGUCAGUUUUUCUUUCCACUUUAUUUAUUCUGUUAUGUCAUAUUUAUAAGAAAACUUUGCAAAAUAGUGGAACUAUUACCAUCUGGACCGUGCCCGUGAUAUCGAGGUUUCCGGAGUUCUUAUUCAUAGAUUUUGAUUGAAGAUUUUUAAAUCGGGACUUCGGAAUGCGUCUGUUAUAGAAGAAUGGUGGUUUGUGAUAUGUAAGCUUGGCUGUAAAUUUAAAUAAAUAGAUACAAACACAUCGAGUAGUUUGUGACAUAGAUGGAGACCAAAUUAUGUUUCAGGAUCAGAUUCAGACCUAUCAAUCUUGUCAAUCAGAUUAAGCGGAUCCUGUCAAUCAGGUUGUGCGGUUCCUGUCAAUCAGGUUAUUCUGAUCCUGUCAAUCAGGUUGAUCGGAUCCUGUCAAUCUGGUUGAGCGGUUCCUGUCAAUCAGGUUGAGCGGUUCCUGUCAAUCAGGUUGAGCGGAUCCUGUCAAUCAAGUUGAGCAAAAAACAUACAAAAGAAUCUUUGACAACACUCAUCAUUUAUGUAGCUACUGCGCAUGUGCGAGUAGCUACUAUGUCAUCACGUCGACCUCGGAUACAUUUCGGGAUAUUAUUGUUACGAAGCGCCAGCCUAGAAUCACUUUAUAAAGAAGAAACUAUUUCAAAAUCAAAAGAUUUUGGGGGUUUGUUAAACUUCUAACAUAUUCUAUGGCAGCUUGGGUUUGAUAAACUCCAACGCGACUGUAUUCCAUUCACAUUCCGAGUUAUGGCCGUUCAAACUUUACGUCGAGUUAUUGAUUUAUAAAGAGUUUGCAAUACGUGCCAAAACACACGAGCUCAUGUAAGGAACGGACCAUUAGAAAAGUGAUGGGGGGGGGGGGGACUUUUCGGAGUUGCUCGAAUUUUUUUUCCUGUAAAUUCGGAAUGCAAGAAUUUAAUUUUUUCGGUUGAUUGGCCUGCAGAAUUUUUUUUUAGGAGAUCAAUCUUUUUUCAAGAUAAAAAUAUCAACAUUUUUCAACAAUCUUUUUAUUUUGUUUCUGUUACAUAAAGUACAUAAUGUACAUAAUGCUUUAACUUACAAUAAAUCCCAUGAAUACGUCCCGUGGCUGCUUUGUUCAGAUUCAAGCUGUUUAAAAUGAUAUGGGUAUCAAAGUCUGGACUGAAAAUAGUAAUCUCAUUCAGGGAUAUAGAAUAAGAUCACAGAAAAAAAAAAGGAAACUUUGCUUGCCUCGUUAGCCGGGUACAGAAACAAACAAGACACAAAAGACAA